Messenger RNA from Arabis nemorensis, 1479 nucleotides. Lineage: Eukaryota; Viridiplantae; Streptophyta; Magnoliopsida; Brassicales; Brassicaceae. The record is from the annotation of a GenBank genome assembly.
AUGGCGACACCAACUUACAAGGAAGAGAGACAUAUCCAAAAGAGUUAUUGGAUGGAGCAUUCAAGUGAUUUGACUGUUGAAGCUAUGAUGCUUGAUUCCAAAGCUUCUGAUCUUGACAAAGAAGAAAGACCUGAGGUUCUCUCUUUGAUCCCACCGUAUGAAGGGAAAUCGGUGUUGGAGCUUGGAGCUGGUAUAGGUCGAUUUACUGGUGAAUUGGCUCAAAAGGCUGGUGAAGUUAUUGCUCUUGAUUUCAUCGAAAGCGCUAUUAAGAAGAAUGAAAGUGUUAAUGGGCAUUACAAGAACGUAAAGUUUAUGUGUGCUGAUGUUACAUCUCCUGACCUGAAAAUCACAGAUGGAUCUAUUGACUUGAUUUUCUCAAAUUGGUUGCUCAUGUAUCUCUCUGAUAAAGAGGUGGAACUUUUGGCAGAAAGAAUGGUUGGAUGGGUAAAGCCAGGAGGAUACAUUUUCUUCAGAGAAUCUUGCUUCCAUCAAUCUGGGGACAGCAAGCGAAAAUCCAACCCGACUCACUACCGUGAACCAAGAUUCUAUACAAAGAUUUUCCAACAAUGCCAGACACGUGAUGCGUCUGGCAAUUCAUUUGAGCUCUCUAUGGUUGGUUGCAAAUGCAUUGGAGCGUAUGUGAAGAACAAGAAGAAUCAAAAUCAGAUUUGCUGGAUCUGGCAAAAAGUCAGCUCGGAGAAGGAUAAGGACUUCCAGCGAUUCUUGGACAACGUUCAAUACAAGUCCAACGGGAUUUUGCGCUAUGAGCGUGUCUUUGGGCAAGGAUAUGUGAGCACUGGUGGAUUUGAGACGACUAAAGAAUUUGUGGCAAAGAUGGAGCUUAAACCGGGACAGAAAGUCUUAGAUGUUGGUUGUGGUAUCGGUGGAGGUGACUUCUACAUGGCUGAGAAUUUCGAUGUUCAUGUUGUUGGAAUCGAUCUUUCAGUCAACAUGAUCUCUUUCGCAUUGGAGCGUGCUAUUGGACUCAAAUGCUCAGUCGAGUUUGAAGUUGCGGAUUGCACCACUAAAACAUAUCCGGAUAACUCUUUCGACGUCAUUUACAGCCGUGACACUAUUCUGCAUAUCCAAGACAAGCCGGCUCUAUUCAAGACGUUCUUCAAAUGGCUUAAACCAGGCGGUAAAGUUCUCAUCACCGACUACUGCAGAAAUGCUGAAACUCCGUCUCCUAUAUUCGCAGAGUAUAUCAAACAAAGAGGAUAUGAUCUCCAUCAUGUACAAGCUUAUGGACAGAUGCUGAAAGACGCANGCUUUGAGGAUGUGAUCGCNGAGGACCGUACUGAUCAGUUUGUACAAGUCUUGAGGCGUGAAUUAGAGAGAGUGGAGAAAGAAAAAGAAGAAUUCAUCAGCGACUUCUCGGAAGAGGAUUACAAUGACAUUGUUGGAGGAUGGAAAUCAAAGCUUGAAAGGAGUACAUCUGGUGAACAAAAAUGGGGUUUAUUUAUCGCCAACAAGAAGUAG